Molecule: messenger RNA, 1251 nt
Organism: Closterium sp. NIES-67
Lineage: Eukaryota; Viridiplantae; Streptophyta; Zygnematophyceae; Desmidiales; Closteriaceae
Source: the annotation of a GenBank genome assembly
UUUCCACAUUGUUCUAACGCGUCUCCUCCCGUUUCCAUCGUUCACUGUAUUCCGCGACCGAUCGUCCCGUUAUUCCCGGAAUGGCGGGCCCUGGUCCCUGGCGCUUGAUACCACACCUCGCCGCCGUGCUGUGCGCGGUCCACGUGGCGGCGGCGCAGUUCGAGCCGGCGUACGAGAUCGCGGUGCGGAAGGCGGACAUCCCGUUCAUAAAAUGCGACGUGUGCAAGAAGAUGGUCGAGCAGCUUGACACGCAGGUGGAGCGCGAGAGGGAGAAGGCCGAGCCCAAGAAGGUGAGCGAGCUGAAGGUGAUCGAGGUGACGGAGAAGCUGUGCGACGUGAAGAGCGCCAAUGGCGGGUGGAUCUCGCGCCUCGACAUUGUGGAGAGCGGCGACCUGCUCAAGCUGGUGGAGCAUGAGGAGGACGGCGAGUGCCUGUCCGAGUGCAAGACCAUCGAGCGCGCGUGCCAACAGAUCAUCGGGGACUAUGACACGGACAUAGCGGAGAGGAUAUUCAACGACGAGCCCUCGCAGUCGUCGCUGCAGCGCUACCUCUGCCACGACCUCAGCAAGGCCUGCUCCACCAAGCCACCACCCGUGCCUGAGGGCCGGGAGCCCGGGGAGAACUGGCAGAAGAAGGACAACAGCCCUCCCGACUACAGCAAGAUGGCCAAAGAGAUGAACAUCCCCACCAGCGUCAUGCACGAUGAGGCGGCCAUCAAGGACGUCAAGCUACCCAAGGGCAUGGGCAUGCCUGAAGAGGUGUUCAAGCGCGGCCAGGAGAAGAAAGCAGCAGAGGAGGCACGGGCGGCCAGAGAGGAGGCCGAGGCAGCAGCGGGGGGCAAGAAGAAGAAGACGAAGAAGGGCAGCAAGAAGGGCUCCAGGGACGAGGCGAUGGGUGAGAUGUAUUCCAAGGCGGAGGAGGCAGCCAAGGGCGGGAGGGAGGAGAUAGUGAAGUUUGUGGAGAAGAUGACGGGGAAGAAGGUGCCUGAGACGGAGCCAGAGGCCGUGGGGGGGUAUGACGAGCUGUGAUGACCUCUGGAGUGGUGAGAGCCUCACAGGGGGCGCUUCGUUCAUUUGUGAUUGCACCACCACGCGUUGUGGAAAUUGGAAUUGAGAAAGCUCGCUACUUGUAGUGCAAAUGGCAUCGUUCUCAUUCCACUGGCAUCAAAUACAAAGAGUUCCCAAUAUAUUCAUCUAUUAGCAUAAACUUUCUAAACUGUCUACACUGGGAUAUGUCUAUGCCGAGGAUGAU